AUGGAAAGAAGUGUAAUGGAUAAAUGGAUAACACGUGAUGAAAAAGAUGAUAUCAUGAAUGAAUGGUCAAUGCAAAGUUGGAAAGGUGAAAGUGAUGGAUUGCGACGCCAUAAUGAUGGUACUGGUGAAAUAUGGCAUCGUAAAGCUAAAGUAUCACCAGAAGGUAACACAUCUUUCGUCAAUAACAGGCGCUUUUAUGCGAGGGAUUAUGUUAUCGAGAGUGAAACUCGGAAUGCAUAA
This is a messenger RNA of Loa loa (African eye worm), 240 nucleotides long. RefSeq lists its product as hypothetical. The transcript has 2 exons. Bases 1 to 240 code for a protein of 79 amino acids. The record is from RefSeq and is a predicted model, not a curated record. NCBI's taxonomy places the organism in Eukaryota, Metazoa, Nematoda, Chromadorea, Rhabditida, Onchocercidae.